GUGACAUCCGCCGUGGGCAGACGCAUUUCGUGUUUGUAUCGAUAGUGCGUUUUAGUUUGAAGUUAAAUUUCUUUUUGCCUAUCUGCGUGGAUGUAAUAAACCGUGUUUCUCUUUGUUUUGAUAGUUUGGCGGUGAAUCUGUUCCUACUUAAGGAAAAAGAGCAAUAUAUGGCCCAGCAGCCCAUAUCUUUCGUAAUCAUGCUGGCAACAUAGACAACAGUCUAGCCAAUCGUGUCACGGAAUCAUCGUAGAUGGUAUCUGGUGUCAUACAUCGUUAGAUUGCCGAAACAACGUGGGACAAAUCAAAAACACACACACACGAAGUUCUUCUGCACGCUCUUAGCGCGUAGUACAAAGAUGAAUCAAAUUUUUGCAGGACACUUUGAGGAUGCAAUCGUUGAUGAGAUAGCCCUCGAAGGAUUAGAAGGAAUCACACUUGAAGGUCUCUGGACUCGCCUUGCUGAGAAUCUGAAGGCACAGUUGCCUUUAAGAUGGGAAAUCUGCGUGCAGGUUUGGCAGUUCAUAGUGAAACUGCCGCGCCAUUUUCAGUUCUUCUCACUUCCUGAUCCUCGCCCAAGUCUGCAGAUAGUGAACAGGUUUAAGCUGCUGUGUUCGGACGCAUUGGAUACGCAAAUUCAAGAGUGCCCUUCACGAUAUUACAAAUAUAACCAAAUAGAAGACGGUGAAAUCAGAGGAUCUUGUGAGUUCUACAAGGAGCGGGUUGAAAUUGGUCACGAGGAAAUUAAAGAUCUGACUUUGGAAGAAAUUAACGCUAAAUGGGGAAGCAGAUUCAUUAUUGUUGGUGUUCAACAUUUACGCGAACAAGCACUUAUCCUCGACACACACGUGCCAUCUUUACCAAGCGCGCUGAAAGUGCAACCUUAUUGCUUUUUGGAAAGGAUUGGAAGAUCGCGACACUAUGGCGAGGCAACUAUUGGGAAACAUUCUUUAUUGAAUAUCUGCAGCGAAUCGGUCAUAAUUUUCUAUAUUAGAAACCGUUUGAGUAGUUUGAAUCUGAUCAAGAAGCAGCACUACUACGAAAAGUGCCAAACAGGCAGUGUCCUCCACUUGACUCGGUUUUCCACAAUACAGCAGCCUAUCCAGGUGAUCGUGCUGGCAGACGCAAUUAGGUAUUUGCAAAGUCGCAACGGUAUUGCUGAACAUGGCAAGUUAAAGUCCUAUUUGAGCAAGCACUACGAACUUUCUAUUAGGAAAUUUGCGCAAACAAGUCUUUUCAAAAGAUAUAUUUUCUCCGAUAAAGCCCUUUAUCGUGAUGUAUAUCCGGACGCGACCAAAGAGGAGUACGAGAAGAAAAGCAAUCGCAAGGAGGAGAGAGUGCUGAAGGUGUUGAAGUUGAUAGAUGCCAAUAUAAAGGUGGACGAUAUAUACGAAGAGGAGGACGCCGAGGACGAAGAAACGGUCAAGUCUUUCCUUUCAAAGGAGAAUCUAUACCUGGAUUUAUCCAUGACUGAACAAAUCUACGAGACAGUGAAAUCACACGGUCCUGAAGGGAUAAGUCAAACAGCUCUAGCCAAAUUCUUAGGUUGUAGAAAGCUAUGCAUGCGGAGAUUUAUAAAGAAGGUGACGACCUUAGGACUAAUCGGAUUCUACUUGAAAGAUGAAGGAAGGCAACGUUUGAGAAUGUAUGUGGCAAAGAAAUUCUUGCAACCAAAUGUUCAGCUCGCGGAACAAUCAACGAAUACCAAAUCAUCAUCAUCUGUUGUUGAAUCGCCGCAAGUGCCUGCAAUCUUAACGCCUCCCAUUCCGGUCAAAGAAGAGGCUGCGAUAUCUUCGCUCGAAUUUACUGAUAAAGACGAACCAGAUUUCAGAAUGACAGUGAAAGAGCAUCACUACGAAACAGGCAAUCCCAGACGUACGGAGUUACUAACAGUGAAGCAAAAGCAUCGUCGUGACACAGUUCUAGAAAUCACUCGGAAAUUUCACAUCGUUGAUACGAUUCAAUUGAUUCGCGCCAUUAUAGACGCUGAGCAGAACUUGGGCUAUGCUGACACAAUUUGUCGCAAAACGCUAUCAAAAAUCUUAACGCCAUUGGUGGAGUUAAAAUUGUUGAAAAUUUAUGACGUUCGAUUGGUUUGGCGUGAAUAUGUUAAAAACAUGAAGUUAGUAUGUGAUGCACCGAUCAACCUGGAGCACAAAAUAAUGUCCGACGAGCUGCUGAAAUUAAAAGAUUCAUUCUUUAGCACAAUUACUAUAAAAAAACGCAAAAGUAUACAAGAUGCAUCGGCAUCCCUUUUGAAUUUGUUGAAAAAGAAGAAGGGAGUGCAGAGGAAUGUAAAGGAUCUGAGUGAACGUGUGGGAGCCGCGAAAUAUAUCCGCGCCAAAUUAAUCCAUGAAAUACUUUUCCAUUUGGUGUACACUUUGAAACAUGACCAAAAACCAAUCACAUUUACAGAAGCGGCAAAAGCAUGGAAGGAAUUUGAUUUAUCCAUAGAUGCAAGCGAAUUACAGCACAAACUGCCUGAAGUUUUCAAUACGGAAGUCAACUGGACAAUGUUUCUAAGCCCACUGCCUGAAUAUGAAGAUUACCCCGAAGGCUGGAUUUGCGUUAAGGACUUCUUACUUCGUAUUCCCCUUUCCUUGUUCGUGAAAAUUCAUCGAGUUGGUGAUCAUGCAAACCUACUUAUACAGGAAUACCUGAAACACCCUAUUCGACGCUUCUUUACUAUUCGAGGUUUACCCCUUGAAGUUCGAGACUACAUCCACUUUGACAAGUCUUACGUGCGCACCAUUGAGGAGAUUCUCAGGCUUCUUGGUUAUAUGGGCCUGGUUCAGUUCGGACCGCGUCUACACAGGGAAACCAUUUACAAUUACAUAUACGUAAAUAGACAUGCUAUUCUUGUGGAUACAACUACAUCCGAUCCUGGCUACGCGAAGAUUUCGGAUGAUCGUGAAUAUGCCCAAUUACAAUUCUACUUUGAAACUCCAUCAGAUAUAACGGAGUUUUGGUUAACAAUUCAAAAUAUAUGCAUGGGUACAAAAUUAGGAUAUCGUUGCAAGAAGGACAAAUCAGAGAAGCCUAUCAGGCUUAUCAUGAAACCUCUGCCAGAAGUACGAAUCGAGGAAGCGUCGCAAAAAGAUGUGGGUUAUAUAGUAGGCAAUGGCCGAGGUGCAGCGGGUUUAGACUGGAAACUUUUCGCGCAUAAAAUGAGAAACUGGGACUUGUCGUACAAUGCGAACACGAAGAGCGUGGAUGUCACAAAGCUGCGUCCAAAAACACGUUAUACAACGCAAAAGAUGCCUCAACGUGGCGUCCGACAAGUGUUUGUUAAGCGCUUCAAAAAACACAUUGUAGUGAAGCGCGUGAAGAAAAUCAUCUAUGACGAUGUAGACAAAGAAUGCUUGCAACGAAUGGAUCAACUUCGCGUUAGGUGGAAUGAAAAAGAGGAUCGAUUGUUGAUGAUUUGCCGAGUGGCAAAUAGUUUCCUUCAGGGAAAUGCUGGACAAAAAGCUACGAUUGCAUUUACAUGCCGGGACAUUUUGCAAUGGCAUUUACGUUCAAUGCAAAAGUCCUCAAGAGCAUGUCAACGGCGUAUUUUGUAUUUGAUGAGAAAUAAGGCAAAUGUAAACCAAGUGAAUAGUUGGCUUAAUGAAUUAUAUCAAAAUGAGUACGUAAACCGGACAUAUGGCGCGAGCUUCUUCGUUGAACUACGGAAACUCUACCGUUCUGUUGACAUGUUUGGCGCAGUUGCCCGAAUAUACUUUGUUCAGCUUGUUUGCUUCCUCGUUCAACUUUUAGAUAAAACCAGCAUCCGGCAAAGUGACAUUAUUCCUGACACUUUACAGCAAUUUAGCUUACUCUAUCGCAAAUCAUACGACAACAAUACUGCUAUUCGGCACUUUGAUCCGACAACUAUUGACGAAGUGAAUGAAUCGACAAUUAACCUUCUGAUACACAGCUCCGUUUGCAGCCAACGGGACAAAAUGCUGUAUAAUAUACAACUGUUCGAAAUCUACCGCUCUUACGACGAGGGACUAAUUGAACGCUGCUUUCGGAAGGUUCGCUUUGUCGAUCAGCUUGUGGUCACUGGAAAAAUGAUCUCAAAGCAAAAGUUCCCAUUGCUUGGAAAACAAGUGUGCGUUUCUAGCAUAUAUCGGCAGCAAUUCUUCGUUCUGAUUCCGUACACAAUCUUUGAGCAAUGCCAUCAAUCUUUGGAUGCGCUACUUGAGAGCUGUUACCGCCCUGGAGAGCAGUCACAAAUAAAGUAUACGUGCGUUAAUAGCGGGGCUUCGAUUUUAAUUAUGGAACUAGUGUCGAUCCCUGGAAUUCAUUUCGAUAUUCAAACUCCAAAACAAGUCUUAAAGUUCGAUCCAAACCAAAUACAAAGUUCAACGCACAUGCCUGAUAAAGUAAUUGACCACUUUUACAUUUUAAACGAUAAACAAACCCAGGCGGAAUACGCGAAAGAAAUUCCACACAGCUCAACGACGCAGGCCAAAAAGAUCAAAUUCAAUGUGAAUGUAUCAGUUCAUAAGAUCGCCUAUAAUACAUACGACAUAAUUUCACGAUUGUCCGAAGCGCACAUUCACUUUUUUUGCGCUUUGCAGCAUUUAAACUCAACUAUUAGCAUAGAAGACCUUCAGCAAAAGCCUUAUAAUUGUCCUUUCCGAUGCAUUCUACAGGAUGCUGACUAUCUUACAACAAUUUCAAAUCUCGUUGCCGAAAACGCUACAUUAAUAAGUCAUCUUUUUAAAACUAGAAGUAAAACGGAUACAUCAGCAGAUAUCGAAGAUGCAGAAUUUGUUGGCCCCACGGUUAACUUGAAUGGCAACAAUAUAUUAUUCGCUGCCAACUACAUUCGAAACAUUGUGAAAAAAUUGUCGAUUGAUGACCAGAAAAAAGAUUUGGGAUAUAUUCGCUUACAGCAAAGACAGCCGGAUAUACUGCAAUUGGCAAAUGAUGCUCUCCGAAUGGACAACGAAGCAGACGGGUACGUUUCAGAUGAGGAGGAAUUACUCAUGGAGCGUGGGGAAGGAAAUCCCCGCUACCAGGAUUUCUUAGUAGUAAAUACGCCUACCUUAUCAAUUAACUUCGAAGCGACCGAUGAUCAACUCCUGCCUUACAAGGAAAUGCAAGUUCCAGAGAGACUUUUACCGAGUUUCAACAAGAAACAACAAGUUUUAGAUAAGGCUAUCACGGACGCUUUGUGGAAAUACGUGGAGUAUUCAGUGGAUGACUUAGAAAAGAAAAUGAAUGCAGAGAGAUUUUCUGAGAGAGAACAAGAGCUCACAAAGCAAUUACUGGAAUUUAUUGAAAAGUCUGAGUUUGGAGUGACGGUCUCAAAGCUGAUUGCGCAAUUUCCCGAUGAAGACUCGCUUCUUAAAGGUCUGACAAUAUUACGAAAAUUGAGCUUCAUAAAGCGUGUGGGCGUUGGAUCGUUUAUGUAUGUGCAUAAAAUGAAAGUCAGACCGUGGAUUAUUCACUCCUUCCAUGUGAAAAGAUUAGAAAGGGAAGCCAUGGCUGGCCAACAUGGAAUUACCCUUGCUGGUAUGAAACGAAAACAUGGAGUUGAGGUCGAUAAUCCUGAAAUGCCCAAGGAAAAGAAACCGAAAAAUGAUUCUGCGCCGUCCACAUCACGGAGUAAACGUUCCUUGAAACCGACCUCUCGUUACAGCAGCGAAGCUAUCACUCACAGGAAUUCAACGCCAACGGAGAAAAUUAAUAUGAAUAUGCGCCCUGCUCCAUGGGUCCGUGUCAACGGAACUCUGAAUAGGCGAGUAUUCGACAAAUGGAUCGGAACUUUAUUGUUGGAGUGUACUAUACGUUGUUCGAUCCCAGUUAAGAAUUUAUUUAUGAGAUUUCACCAACUGCACCCGGUCAACAUAAUGUUAUUGCUUGAGUGCUUAGAAGAGCUCGAAUGUAUCCAGUUGAAGCGAUGUAUUAGCAAGACUGUCAAUCUGUUCUCAGAAGAAGAUCAAAUAGAAGUUUCGGAAGGGAAUGAAUUGACGAAUCCCGAAAACAUGUUUGUUAUUGUAAAACCCGAUGCACUGCUUCGGCUGUCGGUCUUCAUCGGUGACAAGAAGUAUCAAAUAGACUUUUAAAUUACAUCUGCACCUCAUUCGCAAGAGUUUUUAAUUAUCUUCACUGAUACUAUUAUUUGAACCAUGUAAUUUACGAAUAUUUGAAUGUAAGAAGUACGUCAGCACUACAGAGUUCCAUUUUGAUUAUCCUGAUCAGAACAUCAGUGAUGUUCGCAAAAUAUAAAGCAGUCGAUUUUUU
This is a messenger RNA of Hermetia illucens (black soldier fly), 6237 nucleotides long. RefSeq names its product general transcription factor 3C polypeptide 1. The record is from RefSeq and is a predicted model, not a curated record. NCBI's taxonomy places the organism in Eukaryota, Metazoa, Arthropoda, Insecta, Diptera, Stratiomyidae. The transcript is spliced from 15 exons. Gene Ontology annotation, cellular component: transcription factor TFIIIC complex. Gene Ontology annotation, biological process: transcription initiation at RNA polymerase III promoter; 5S class rRNA transcription by RNA polymerase III. Gene Ontology annotation, molecular function: DNA binding. Bases 357 to 6059 code for a protein of 1900 amino acids.